AUGUUAGACCAUGAUUUGUAUACAUCGUGUGCCGACGUGAAGAACUCCACCAACCCCAGACAACUUUUACAACUGUCGUCUGGUCUUGUCGUCAUGUGUGACACAGUGACAGAUGGAGGGGGCUGGACAAUUUUCCAACGUCGCGUCUCCGGUGUCGUGGACUUUUACCGCAACUGGGAGGAAUACAAACACGGGUUCGGAGACUUCGACGCUGGAGAAUUUUACCUGGGCAACGAAAACAUUUACUGUCUGACAGCAAACAGAUCACAUGAAUUAAGAAUUGACAUGACUUUCAAGGGGAAAAACUAUUACGCCUCGUAUUCGAGUUUUAAAAUACAAUCAGAAAAAGAGUUCUAUAAACUAUUUAUAAGUGGCUACUACGGUAAUGCAAGUGACAGCCUAAACACAGUUCACAACGGAAAAUAUUUUAGCACCUACGAUGUUGAUAAUGAUGAGGUCAAUUAUAAUUGUCCAGUAACGUAUCAGGGCGCUUGGUGGUACUCCAACUGCCACAUAUCAAACCUCAACGGUCGUUAUGGGAGUGUGCUCUUCGGGAAGGGUCUCUCGUGGAAAACUGUUACCACUUUGUAUGAUGGAGUGACCUAUUCUGAGAUGAAGUUAAGGCCUGUUGAGAUUUGA
Molecule: messenger RNA, 639 nt
Organism: Physella acuta
Lineage: Eukaryota; Metazoa; Mollusca; Gastropoda; Physidae
Product: ficolin-2-like
Source: RefSeq, a predicted model, not a curated record